CACUUCUCUCUCAGACACACACACACACACAGCUCGACUGGACCGUUAAGAACAGUUGUUAAGCGUCACUGAAGAGAAGCAGAGUCUCUGAAGAAGUUUCUCUUGAAGUUUUUUUGUCAAAAAGCUUUUACUUUUUAACCAUGGCGUGUGGAGGCAAGGAUUCUGUUGAGAGGAUAGCAGAGGCCCUGAUCAAGAAGGUCGUUGAGGAGGAGCUGGAAGACAUACCCUUAGAGGACGUCCCGUCCCUCACCCCCGAUGCUGUGGAAGUAAAGAAUGAGCAGGAGGAAGAGCGUUUGAAGGAGCUGUGCGCAAUGAUCAGCCAAAUUGGUGACAAAGUAAAGGAUGACAAGGAGAUCCAAGAUGCAAUAGGUGCGCUUGCACAAAUCUUCAAGCAGGGCAGAAUGGAAGGGGCCAAGAAGAAGUUAGAGGCUAUGUUGAAUCAGCUGUUUAACAACAUGUUUCAGGAUGGCAUCACCUGGGAGAAGAUUGCUAGAUUACUCUAUGUUGUUGGCAGUGCGGCAGGCAGAAGGGCAGACAGAAUGGCAGACAGAAUGGCAGACAGAAUGGCAGACAGAAUGGCAGACAGAAUGGUGAUGACUCUGUCUCAGUCAGUGAUGGUGAUCCAGAAUUGGACUGUGGACUUUUUCAAAAAUAAUCUCCUGGGCUGGAUUCUUGAACAAGGAGGAUGGAUCGGCUGUUUGGUUCGGGUAGGAAAUCUCACAGAGGAGGCCUUGUAAUCAUCUUCUUCACCGGCAUAGCUCUCGGAAUCUUCACCAGCUGUUGCCUGACCAGUUGACUCUGACCAGUUGACUCUGACCAGUUGACUCUGACCCGUUGACUCUGAGCUGCACCUUGUUGCCGUGAAGAUGGUUCAAACAAGAACUCUUUUCUCUCUGCUCUUGCACUUGUCUUGCGAGACCCUGCUACACCUUGUUCUGUGCUGAUGGUUUUCUGUGGGGAGAGGCAUUGUUAAAUGAAACCUGAAAAUCAUACAAAAACAUGUUAAUCCUACCGAGUAAUUAACAUUGAUUCACUGAUUUAUCACUUUUUUCCAUCAAAUCAAACUGAAUUAGCUUAAAUAAAAAAUUCCAAUCGUC
Messenger RNA from Hippoglossus stenolepis (Pacific halibut), 1097 nucleotides. Its product is annotated as apoptosis regulator BAX-like. Gene Ontology annotation, cellular component: mitochondrial outer membrane. Lineage: Eukaryota; Metazoa; Chordata; Actinopteri; Pleuronectiformes; Pleuronectidae. Gene Ontology annotation, molecular function: protein heterodimerization activity; protein homodimerization activity. The transcript is spliced from 2 exons. The coding region runs from base 141 to 737 and encodes 198 amino acids. The record is from RefSeq and is a predicted model, not a curated record. Gene Ontology annotation, biological process: intrinsic apoptotic signaling pathway in response to DNA damage; extrinsic apoptotic signaling pathway in absence of ligand; regulation of apoptotic process.